Brassica rapa (field mustard) is the source of this 1708-nucleotide messenger RNA. Its product is annotated as zinc finger protein ZAT9. NCBI's taxonomy places the organism in Eukaryota, Viridiplantae, Streptophyta, Magnoliopsida, Brassicales, Brassicaceae. The record is from RefSeq and is a predicted model, not a curated record.
AUAGAUUGGUAUCCACUCAUUUAAACCUAUCCUUAAUCUCAAUCUGAUUAUAAUUUUUCAUCUUUUCAUUCCCAACUCUAAAAAAAAGCAAAUCUCCUAACUUUAGAUAUUUUCAAAGUCUGUUUUAUUUGUUUCCUGUUUUUGUGUUCUCUUUUGCUUGAUGGUAGGAUCUGUAAUUUAACAAGGGAGGACUGUUACAUUCCACAACAUCUGAUCUCUGUGAAAAAAAGUAUCAAGCUUUGUGCUUGAUGCUUCUCUCUCUCUUACCAUCUGGGGAUAUAAGUGUUACUUCCAAGACUUGAGUGUUUGAUAUUAUUAGUCUUAGAAGAUGGAGCAGUGCCAAGAGAGGAAGUUUGUGUGUAGGUUCUGCAGCAAGAGGUUCCCUUGUGGGAAAUCACUUGGAGGUCACAUCAGAACUCACAUGAACCACGAGAACUCAGCUGAUUCAGAUGAAGAUGAACUCAAUAACCUCAGAGUCGACGAAAAUGGAGGCAACUCUAGCUACGGUCUGAGAGAGAAUCCUAAAAAGAACAAGAGGUUUGUGGUUCAAAGAAGCAUGAUGGCUCUGAAACACCAGCAACAUCAACAUCAACAGCAACUUCUUUAUUGCAGAGAAUGUGGUAAAGGCUUCCCUUCUUCUAAAGCUCUUUGUGGUCACAUGGCUUGUCACUCCGAGAGAGAGAAGAUAGUGAUGGAUAGUCAAUCUGAGACUGAAGCUUCCUCAUCACCUAUCAGAAGAAGAUCCAAGAGAGUUGUUGGUGGUAACAUCAUGAAUCAGUACGGUUCAGCAUCUUCUGAUGACACUGGGAUUGAGCCUGAACAAGAGGAAAUGGCAUUGUCUCUGAUGAUGAUGUCUAGAGAUUCAAGUUUCAAGAAAGGACAUAACAUGGUUGUGAACUCUCUUGCUGAGUCUUCAGACAACUACUCUGUGAUUCUUGAGACCAAGUCAUCUUCAGGAGAACAGCUGAAGAAAGUGGAUGAGUGCUGUAAGAAAGACAACCUUGGAAGAGUGGAAAAUGGUGAUGUUAUGUAUGAAUCAGAUAACUCUGAUUCUGGCUACUUCAGGAAUGGACCAAAGAAGUUGGACUCGGACGUUUUUGUUGAUGAUGGAUUCAGUAACAAGGCUGCAAUGGGAUUCAACAGCUCACAGGAUAAGAGCUUGAACAGAUUCAAGAAAGAAUGGUCAGGAACCGGAUCAGGUCGUUCUGCUACAAAGUAUGAUCUGAGGAAAAGCAAAAGAGGGUUUCCUUGUUACGGUCGGAAGAGAACCAAGUAUGAGUUAGCUGAAUCAGUGUAUGACAGUGGUGAUCAGCUAAGCUUGGAGACUGAAUCUUGUGCAGACACAAUCAAGAUUCAUAGUAAUAAAUCCAUAAUGGUCAAGAAAGCAAGUGGUGGUGGUGGUGCAAAGAAGAAGAGCAAAGGUCAUGAGUGUCCUAUUUGCUUCAGGGUGUUUAAAUCAGGACAAGCUUUAGGUGGUCACAAGAGAUCACAUUUCCUUGGGAAUCAUGAGCACAGGACUUUGGUGAUUCAACAACAACACCAAGUGGCUCAUGAGAUGCAUACACUCAUCGAUCUCAAUCUUCCUGCUCCUAUAGAUUAAUGCCAUCAGCAGUAACUGAAAAAUCAAGAUUUUGUUCUCAUUCUUGUUUUUAUUUGUUCUUUGCUUCAGAUUCAAGCAUACUUUUUUACUUUUAUUUGUUCAUAAUUA